Messenger RNA from Loa loa (African eye worm), 280 nucleotides. RefSeq lists its product as hypothetical. The transcript has a single exon. The coding region runs from base 11 to 280 and encodes 89 amino acids. NCBI's taxonomy places the organism in Eukaryota, Metazoa, Nematoda, Chromadorea, Rhabditida, Onchocercidae. The record is from RefSeq and is a predicted model, not a curated record.
CAAGAAAAGGAUGAUUAUGAAUGAUUAUGAUGAUGACGUAUUCAUCGGAGUAACUUCAAAUUUAUCAACAAAAAUGCAAAAUGAAUGUUUAACAUCAAAUUUACCAGGAUAUAUUUGCAAUUCGGAUAUACUUCAAUUUCCAGUAACAAAUGAUAAAAUUAACUUUCAUAAUGCUAAUAUGCCGGAUGUAUCAAAGGAAUUACCAAAUCCGAUCACAAUAUCAACCAUUUCCAAUGGAUCCUCUGAUAAUUCGCUUGUUCCUGUAAAAUUCGAGGUGUAA